AUGGCACCCAACAUCAAUCUUCAGCGCGCUCGUUCGCCGAGCAACAGCCGCCGCAGACAACUUAUCCUACCUGCAAUCCUCCAACACAUCCAGGACGCACGCAGCAAACCGACCACGAACGAACACAUCAACCACUCUGUCAGCAUGUCACCAUCCAUCGACCUCUCUGACCUCUCCGACGCGCUCGAGUCGCCCAUCCCAUCAGACACACACAAGCAGAUGGCCAAAGUCAGAGGAGUCCGCUUCAACAACAAAGUCAGCAUCGUCGAGAUUGAAGUCCCCGAGCGCAUCCAAAGCCAGCGCGUCAGCUUCAGCGACCAAGUCAUCGAUAUCGACACUGCAGAAUCCGCGCAUCCAUCUCCAUCGUCCAGUCCUCCUAGGAAGCGUGUUCGCUUUGGCUGUCUCAAGACCAGCGUGCGCAAGCAUCUCUCGCAUACUUCUAUCUACAAGAUGAAGAACUUUGAUGCCAUCAGCCCUCUCAUGACACCUAAGAAGAGAGUUCGCUUUGGUUGCAUGAAGGGCGAGGCUCCUGCUGUAACUCACACCAACAGCGAAGUGGAGGAGUUACUUGCUGAGGAGGCUGCUACCUUCAAGCGUGAGAAGAGAAGAGGAUCGACUUCGGAUGCUGACAGCGAGAUGUCCGAGCAAACGACUGAUUCCGAAGACAUCGAGGUGGAUUGA
Molecule: messenger RNA, 681 nt
Organism: Aureobasidium namibiae CBS 147.97
Lineage: Eukaryota; Fungi; Ascomycota; Dothideomycetes; Dothideales; Saccotheciaceae
Exons: 1
Coding region: 1-681 (226 amino acids)
Source: RefSeq, a predicted model, not a curated record